Molecule: messenger RNA, 2590 nt
Organism: Cyprinus carpio (common carp)
Lineage: Eukaryota; Metazoa; Chordata; Actinopteri; Cypriniformes; Cyprinidae
Product: prokineticin receptor 2-like
Exons: 3
Coding region: 673-1845 (390 amino acids)
Biological process (GO): neuropeptide signaling pathway
Cellular component (GO): membrane
Molecular function (GO): neuropeptide Y receptor activity
Source: RefSeq, a predicted model, not a curated record
UUUAAUAAUUUGAAUAAAAAUUAUAAUUUACACUCAAUACGUUAUUACUGCAUAUACUGUUUCAUAAUUUACUAUAAUACUGAGGUGCAGAUAAUUGCCACUAUUUGCAAUAAGUAGUAUAAAUAGCAGAAAAUCCUGCUAUUUUAAGUGUAAACAAUCUAUCGCUAUCUGCACUUAGUGUAAAUAGAAUCUAUUGCUAAGAAAAUAUGCUAUUUUCACUUAGUGUAAAGCAUCUAAUUAACCUCUUUCGCUAUUUACGCUUAGUGCAAAUAGCCUCUGCCUUUAUUUAUUUGUAAGACAUAAGCCAAACUGAGCUGGAGGACUGCAUGCAGGUGAUGUAUUUCGAGGCAUUUGCUGGACACAGCGAACAGGUGGAGGAAACACCCUGGAGGACUGAAGACGUCAAUGAUCAGACUUUCACAUUUGCCACAAGAGGGAGAGAGAAGACGCUGAUGUGUGUGAAGGACUGGCGAGAUGCACACAUCUUCAUGUGAAUUACACAGAGGAGACUGAUGAAGCAUCUCACACCAGCGACGAUGACACGCAGCUCUCAACUCCUGCAAGUCGAUAAGAACAUUCCUGUAUCUUGACCACUGACUGCCAGAAAAAGAUUUGGCCACUUACAACAGCAGACACCCAUCAGAGCUCUUCGGCUCCUCUCGAUCCUCUGCCAUGGAGGACGCAAACAUCACUCACUUGGCGGCCGUGUUCGUGAACCCUCAUGGCCUGGUGCCCGUUCUGGACGUUCACGACACAUACACAGACUUCUACGACAUGGACUAUGGCGUUCCUGCAGAGGAGAUGCCGGACACCACGCAGGGCCUGGCCUACUUCGUGGCCACCAUCGUCAUCGGAGCCGUGCUCGUCUGCAUCAUGCUGGUGUGCGGCUUUGGCAACUUCCUCUUCAUAGCCACUCUGGCUCGAUACAAGAAACUCAGGAACCUCACCAACCUGCUGAUCGCCAACCUGGCCAUCUCCGACUUCAUAGUGGCUGUGGUCUGCUGCCCUUUCUUGGUGGAUUAUUACGUGGUCAAGCAGCUCUCCUGGGAUCAUGGGAAAGUGCUGUGUGCCUCCGUCAACUACCUCAGGACUGUGUCUCUCCAUGUGUCCACCAAUGCCUUGCUGGCCAUCGCCGUUGACAGGUACAUGGCCAUCGCUCAUCCCUUGAGGCCCAGAAUGAAGCACCAGACUGCAUACUGCCUCAUAACAGGGGUGUGGAUCGUCCCGGUGCUCAUUUCCAUUCCCUCUGCGUACUUCGCCUCCUCGACCAAAGUCCCCCACGGAGCCAACCACAGCAAGACCUUCUGUGCCCAGAUCUGGACGGUGGACCAGCAGCUGUACUACCGCUCUUACUUCUUGUUCAUCUUCGCCGUGGAGUUUGUGGGGCCUGUGUUCAUCAUGGCCCUGUGCUACUUGCGCAUCUCCAGAGAGCUCUGGUUCAAGAGCGUGCCGGGUUUCCAAACUGAGCAGAUCCGCAAACGCCUGCGCUGCCGCAGGAAGACGGUCAUGGUGCUAAUCGGCAUUCUCACAGCGUACAUCCUCUGCUGGGCUCCUUACUACGGCUACACCAUCCUGCGCGAUUUCCACCCCACGCUCAUCUCCCGCGAGAGGAACUCUCUGGUGGCGUUCUACAUUAUCGAGUGCAUCGCCAUGAGCAACAGCAUGAUCAACACGUUCUGCUUCGUCAGUGUAAAGAACAACACCGUCAAAUACUUCAAGAGGAUCGUUCUCCUCCGCUGGAAAUCCACCUACACCUCCAGGAAGAGCGCAGACGAGACAGACAUCAAUCCCCACCUCACCGAAGGUAGAAAGGGAGCCGAGCUGACCCAUAUUACAGAUGAUUAGAGAGUACUGAUAAUGCUGCUUCUGGGCAUUACUCUAUAGAUGAAUACCACCUUUUUUCCUUGUCAAAUGUGCCAUUUUCAUACUUUUUAUGUAUAUGUGUUUAUGAUACAGCACAAAUGAUCAUUUCAGUUGUUUUGCACGAGUGAAUUAGCUACUCAUCCCUUAAAGCUUUGAGAAUGACAAAGCAAUGGUACAAUAGAACUACUGACUUACAGUUAUUGAUUAUAAAUAUCGAUUUUAUUUUUUCUUUGUAAAAUAUUUAGAUACAAUUAUUUAAGCAUGUGUUCGGAGACUCAACAACAUUCAUGAUGCUUUGUGAGAGUAGCUCGGUAUGCUGACCUUUUAAUUGCAAAUCUAUGUUGUUAAAGCUUUUUCUGAUGGAGGGUUUAUUCUGGAUUAUGAGUAGUGCAGUAAUUUACAUUAUUGUUUAAACACUUUCAUGUGAUAUUGUUAAAAAUCUGUUUCUCUAUGAAGAAAAUGAGUGGAUUUUUUUACUUCAGAACGCUUUCUCUGCAGUUUUUGUAGAAAUAUAUUUAUGACCUCAUUGAACAACCACUCAUUAAUUUCCUGUUACAUAAUAUAGAUUAUUUAAAUACUGAUUCUAGUCUGAUUAGUGAGGUUCUUUAUCAGUCAGUGUUUUAUAUGUGAAAGUUUAUUUUUCCUUGGUUCCAAAAAUGUGGUCAUUUGCUGUCGUUUGUGUUGGUUAAUACAGUAUCUGCAUGCAUUCUAGCCAAAUAAAGUAAAA